This is a messenger RNA of Thamnophis elegans (Western terrestrial garter snake), 2674 nucleotides long. RefSeq names its product YTH N6-methyladenosine RNA binding protein 1 (gene YTHDF1). Lineage: Eukaryota; Metazoa; Chordata; Lepidosauria; Squamata; Natricidae. Gene Ontology annotation, molecular function: N6-methyladenosine-containing RNA reader activity; mRNA binding. Gene Ontology annotation, cellular component: cytoplasm. The record is from RefSeq and is a predicted model, not a curated record. Gene Ontology annotation, biological process: mRNA destabilization.
CGAGCGCGCGGUGGCCCUUCGCUUUUUUUUUUCUUUCUCCCCUUCCCGGCAUGCUCCGCGCAGCCGAGGCGUUGACGUCACCGGAGCCCGGUCUUCGCCGCCAUUGGAGUUCGAAGGCUCCUUCGGCUGCCUGGGGGAGUCUCCUUUUGCCUUCCGGCCUCUCCGUGUUUUUCUUUUUUUUCCCCCAAGGAAAGGCAAGGAUCCAGAAGUUUGGAGGCUAAGAAACGGGGAAAGCGAGAGGAAGGACCGGCGACCGCGCAGCAGCAACAGCAGCUGGCCUUUCCCCCCCCCUUCCCCCUACCCCGUCCCCCUCAUCUCGUGUCUGUGUGUGGAGGCGAAGGAUGUGAGGGAAGAAACGAGCGCGCGCACCGACGAGCCAGCGCGCGCGCGCGCGGCCCUCUUCCCCCCCCCUCCCUGCUUUCCCUUGACCUAACGCUCCCGCUCCCCUUUCCUCACUCCCCCCGCCUUCCCACGCACCCCCGCGCGUGCGCAUAGGCCCCCUUCUCGGGGACGGGGGAAGAGGGGAGGGAGGGAGGGAAAGAGAGAGCGCGCGCGCUCGUGCCUGGCCUGGCCCCGCCCCUCCACUCCUCUUCCCUUUCCCCCUCCCAGCUCCCCUUCCCCUUUAUUUCAGGGCGCAUGAGAGAUGUCUGCCACUAGCGUUGACCCCCAGAGAGCGAAAGGUCAAGAUAAUAAAGUGCAAAAUGGUUCUCUUCAUCAGAAGGAUACAGUGCAUGACAAUGAUUUUGAGCCUUAUCUUUCUGGACAGUCAAAUCAGAGCAACAGCUAUCCAUCAAUGACCGAUCCUUACUUGUCCAGUUAUUAUCCACCUUCUAUUAGCUUUCCCUACUCACUGAGUGAAGCUCCCUGGUCAACCGGAGGAGACCCUCAUCCAUACCUCACAACCUAUGGACAGCUGAGUAACGGCGAUCACCACUUCAUGCACGAUGCUGUGUUUGGACAGCCUGGCGGACUGGGCAACAACAUUUAUCCACACCGGUUUAAUUUUUUCCCUGAAAACCCUCCUUUCUCAGCAUGGGGAACGAGCGGCUCUCAGGGGCAGCAGACCCAGAACUCGGCUUACGGAAGCAGCUACAGUUACCCGCCCAGCUCCCUUGGGGGCACCAUUGUGGACGGGCAAACGGGAUUUCAUAACGAUACUUUGAAUAAAGCGCCCGGGAUGAACAGCAUCGAACAGGGAAUGGUUGGACUGAAGAUCGGCGGGGACGUCACGACUUCCGCCGUGAAAACUGUAGGCUCAGUGGUCAACAGUGCCGGCAUGGCGAAUGCCUUGUCCGGCAACGUCGGAUCGAACCUCAACCUGCCAGUAUCGAAGCCAACCUCCUGGGCUGCUAUUGCUAGCAAGCCUGCAAAGCCCCAGCCCAAAAUGAAAGCGAAAAGCGGGCCCGUAAUAGGAGGGGCUUUGCCUCCGCCGCCUAUCAAACAUAACAUGGACAUAGGUACUUGGGACAAUAAAGGCCCCAUGCCCAAAAUCCCAACUCCUCAACAACCGAUCCCCUCUCCUCAGUCUAUACCACAGCCACAGAUCAUCCAGCCAAUUCCUGCCCAGCCACCCCCGCUGACCCAGCUGCCCUACCAGAAUCCUCAGCCGCCGCCCCCUCAAAACCGAUGGGUGGCCCCUCGCAACCGCAAUGCAGCUUUUGGCCAAAGCGUAGGAACCGGUAACGAAAGCAACCCAGCCGGGAAUACCCCAGCGAACGCCAUCCCGGGUGGAGGAGGAGGAGGAGGCGGCGAGUCCCACCCCGUUCUCGAAAAACUGAAAGCCGCCCACAGUUACAACCCCAAGGAUUUCGAGUGGAACCUCAAAACCGGACGCGUCUUCAUCAUCAAGAGUUACUCGGAGGACGAUAUCCACCGUUCCAUCAAAUACUCCAUUUGGUGUAGCACAGAACAUGGCAACAAACGUUUGGACAGCGCCUUCCGCUCGAUGAAUAGUAAAGGCCCGGUCUAUUUACUCUUCAGCGUCAACGGCAGUGGACAUUUUUGUGGCGUAGCAGAAAUGAAGUCGUCGGUGGACUACGGCACCAGUGCCGGCGUGUGUGUCCCAGGACAAUGGAAGGGGAAGUUUGACGUCAGGAUCUUUGUGAAAGAUGUUCCCAACAACCAGCUUCGACACAUCAGGCUGGAGAACAAUGACAACAAGCCAGACAACUCCCGUGACACUCAGGAGGUGCCCUUAGAGAAAGCGAAGCAAGUGCUUAAAAUUAUUGCUAUGUACAAGCACACGACCUCCAUCUUCGAUGACUUUUCCCAUUACGAAAAGCGCCAGGAGGAGGAAGAAGUGGUACGAAAGGUAAACUGGCUUUAGACCAUUUUUAAUUCAGUUGGGGGAAGAAGUCCACCCUGGAGGUGAAUGGGAAUUGAGUUUGCAAAGGGACUGUGUUUUUUUAAAAAAAAAACAAAGAAAAAAAACCAACUUAUUUCGAAGAUAGAUAUUACACGUCCUUCAGAUUUAACCCAUAAGGCUUCAAACCCUACAGCUUUCUUUCCUUUUUUUUUUCCAAAUCUGCUUUAUUGUAAUAGGCCAAAAUUUGAGAUGUGUCUGCUUUGUUAAAUAUGGCUUAGUUUUCAGUGCUGUAAUGGAUGGUACAGGGCUUGGAGUAUACAGGUAGUCCUCGACUACGACCACAACCGAGCACAAAGCUUCUGUGGCCAA